UAUGCCAUUAUCCACUGGGCACAUGUAGUCCGAUAAGGUCUGUCUUCAACAGCUUAGCUCACAAACAUCCGAUGCUGUUCAAUCCUACCACAUCAGGAUUGUAAACAGUAGCAAAAAGACGUCUAUCUAUAUAGAGGUGUAUCGUUUGCCGGCAUCUAAUGCGUGAGUUCAAAGACCAGUGUUGAUAAAUUCUAUUUUCUGAUAUCAACAUCACCAGUUAACACCAAGGAAUAUGGGUUUCAAAUCAACUGCGGUGAAGUUGUCAAUAUUUGUCGCAAUAGUUGCCACUCUGCCCGGAUUACCACCAUUCCCGACAUUCCCAUUCAAAGAGUUCAAUGUAUCGCAACCUCCUCGCCUGGAAGGGGUUCUAGCUCCCAAUCAGCUGCUCAACGAUCCGGAGCUAUGGUUUGAAAAUAUAUUAAUUGCUCCGGAGAGCAUUCUAGUACGAGGGAAUAGCACAUAUGCAUCGAUAGCUGGUGGGAAAAUUGUCGAAAUCACCGGUGACCAACAAAUUCGAAUUAUCACCAAGUUCGGAGUUGAAUGUCAGGGCUUCUACCAUGAACGCGAGUGCGGACACCCUCUUGGUAUAGCAUUCGAUACCCAGGGCAACAACCUGAUUGUAGUUGAGCCCUACUUCGGAAUUUUCCAAGUACAUAUUAAAACUGGACAGAAGAAACUACUCGUUUCGUUAGAUCAGGUUAUUGAAGGUGGCAAAGUAUCACGAAAGCCCGGAAUCCCGAUGAACCUGGAAGUGGCAAAGAACGGAGAUAUCUAUUGGUCGGAAAUGUCGUCUGAUUUUCGUUUUGAGGACGGGCUCCAAGCUAUGUUGCUGAAUCCGUCGGGACGACUCGUGCAUUAUUCGCGAGCUUCCGGUGUAAAUACGGUUCUAAUUGAUGAGGUUUUCGGAGCAAGUGGAGUUGCACUCAGCAAAGACGAGAGUUUCGUUCUGGUGGCCGAGCUUGGAGGACAAUUGAUUCGUCGGUACUAUCUUAAAGGUCCAAAAGCGGGAACACACGAUAUAUUUAUUGAUGGACUUCCGGGUCAGAUCGAUAACCUAGUUGAGGACGACACAGGCAUUUGGGCGGCAGUACUGAUCGCCGUUGACAGUGACAAUCCAUCGCUAUCAGCUAAGUUGGCAUCUUAUCCAAAUGUACGGAAGUUCCUAGUGCGUUUAAUGACCAUAGCGGAGCUUCCAUUUGAGUAUCUCUAUAAGAAAACGGGACACCAUCUAGCACUGCGGGUGUCUCAUGUUAUUGGAAACUUCAUCAGUAUGUCCGCUUUGUUUCCUAAACGGGGAACGGUACUGCGGCUGGACUGGGAAGGUAACAUUCUGGCCGCUCUGCAUAGCGACGAUGGUUAUACUAAUUUUGUGGCACAUGCCGUGCAAAGUGGAGAUUACCUACUGCUAGGUUCACCGGUGCACAAAGCCAUUAGGAAAGUUAAGCUACCGGAAGAGGUGCUGCGAAUUGUGUCACAUGGUCGAAAUACUGCGAACACAGUUAACGUUGAUGUUAACAGUGAUAGCAAAUUAAAACACGUAGAUUUGUAAAUGAUAAUAAUUGUGGUUUCGGAGACGCGAUUUGGAGUUUGAAUGUUUUAAGAAAUAUAAACCAUGAAUAAAAAACUUUGUUUUUAUUUAUUUAUGAUUAUCAA
Messenger RNA from Armigeres subalbatus, 1653 nucleotides. RefSeq names its product adipocyte plasma membrane-associated protein Hemomucin-like. Gene Ontology annotation, cellular component: endomembrane system. The coding region runs from base 233 to 1549 and encodes 438 amino acids. The record is from RefSeq and is a predicted model, not a curated record. The transcript has 3 exons. Lineage: Eukaryota; Metazoa; Arthropoda; Insecta; Diptera; Culicidae. Gene Ontology annotation, molecular function: strictosidine synthase activity; hydrolase activity. Gene Ontology annotation, biological process: biosynthetic process.